Molecule: messenger RNA, 1267 nt
Organism: Neltuma alba
Lineage: Eukaryota; Viridiplantae; Streptophyta; Magnoliopsida; Fabales; Fabaceae
Product: heat stress transcription factor C-1
Exons: 2
Coding region: 87-1097 (336 amino acids)
Biological process (GO): cellular response to heat; regulation of transcription by RNA polymerase II
Cellular component (GO): nucleus
Molecular function (GO): DNA-binding transcription factor activity; RNA polymerase II cis-regulatory region sequence-specific DNA binding
Source: RefSeq, a predicted model, not a curated record
AGAAAAACAGGCGCAGUCAGAUUCACACAAAACACACCCGCAUCGUCCAGAGAGAGAGAGAGAGAGAGAGAGAGAGAGAGUAUGGGAUGGAGCAGAACGACGUGAUUGCGCCGUUCGUCAUGAAGACGUACCACAUAGUCAACGAUCCCAGGACCGAUGAUCUCGUCGCUUGGGGGCCAGCCAAUAAUAGCUUCAUCGUCGUCGACCCUUUGGAUUUCUCCCGCAGGAUCUUACCAGCGUAUUUCAAGCACAACAACUUCUCCAGCUUCGUUCGUCAGCUCAAUACCUAUGGUUUCAAAAAGGUGGAUCCAGAUCGAUGGGAGUUUGCGAACGAGUGGUUCCUUCGCGGGCAGAAGCAGCUGUUGGUGAACAUAGUGAGGAAGAAGCAGCACAAGAAUAAGAAUAUUAUGUGUUAUCAUGAGGGUUUGGAGGGGAAGCUGAUGGAGGAAGUGGAUGAAGAAGUGUUGGUGAUGGAGAUAGCGAGGUUGAAGGAGGAGCAGAAGGCGCUGGACAAGGAGGUGGAAGGGAUGAAUAAGAGGUUGGAGGCAACGGAGAGACGACCUCAGAAAAUGAUGGCGUUUCUGUGCAACGUGGUGGAGGACCCUGAUGCUCUAUCCCGCGUAUUGGCCAAGAGAGAAGGAAGACAGUUGGCGGAGAAGAGGCGGCGCCUGAUAUCAUCGGCCGCCGCUGCCACCACCUCGUCCUCGUCUUCGUCUGGCAUGGCUGUCAAAACAAAGGUGGAAGAAGACGAGGCAACUGUGGUGGGAGGUAUUAUGCCUUGGUCGCCGGAGACUACUGGUUUCGAAACUCGUAAUUUUUGUCAAUCUUCUCCGCCGCAGGAAUCAUCACCGUAUUGGUGGGGCAAAAGCCAGGCAACACUUGACACACCUCCUCGGAGUCAACAGAGUAAUAGCGACACCACCGUUUCCACGGCGGUGGGAACCGUAUGGCCGCCUCUAGGAGGGACGUAUUCGGAAUGUCACGCCGGUGACGGUCAAUUAUUGACAUGUUUUACAGAUAUGGCGCCGGAUACCCAGAGCAAACCGAGGCCGCCGCCGCCGCCUUAUCCAUUUUCGCUGUUGGAGUGGGGCUUUUAGAUAUGCUUGCUUCACAAAAUUUGUGUCAGAUUCUGUCUUUGGUAUCAAGUUAUAAUUCUAAUUCUAAUUAUAUGUGCUCCAACAUUGUUUAUGGAGAUUUUUUUGUUGUUGUUUAAUCUGUUCAAACAUCUUUCCCAGCUAUAGACUUCUAGGUAAAAUUGAAAGUUUAA